This is a messenger RNA of Thelazia callipaeda (thelaziosis nematode), 1263 nucleotides long. NCBI's taxonomy places the organism in Eukaryota, Metazoa, Nematoda, Chromadorea, Rhabditida, Thelaziidae. The record is from the annotation of a GenBank genome assembly.
AUGGUACUAUUAAGCUCGGAACAGCUGAAUCAAGUUAAAAAUAAUAGCUUGUAUAUCCCUCAUUUGGAAAAGGAUUCGUGCGGAGUUGGUUUUGUAACAUCAGUUCGCGGUGUUGCAUCCCAUAAAAUUUUGUGCGAUGGGCGAACAAUGCUGGAACGUUUGGCUCACCGUGGGGCCUGUGCUUGUGAUUGUGAUUCUGGUGACGGUGCAGGUGUAAUGACUGCUAUACCAGAUGCGCUGUACCGGAAAGAUCUCAGAAACAAUGAGGAAGGCAUCGAAUUGCCUCCGGUUGGUGAAUACGCAACAGGUUUGUUGUUUCUGAAAAACGAUUCCUACGAACAAGCUCUGGAAGCUUUCACUGAUCUGGCUAAAGGUUGCAGUUUGAAAGUAAUUACUUGGCGUAAAUUACAGACUAAUCCAGACAAAAUUGGAACUGAAGCGCGCAAAACAGAACCAUGUAUACGACAGGUAUUUAUUACUGCAUCAUAUGCUUCUACUGAUGUAGAACUUUUUAAACGAAAUAUUUAUAUCUUGCGGAAACAAGCUGCCGUACAGUUGUUUAAACAGAAAAUUGAAUGCUAUGUUGUUUCCCUGAGUACAUCAACUAUCGUUUAUAAGGGACAGUUUACACCAAAUCAACUUUACCAAUACUAUGAUGACUUGACAAACCCUGAAUAUGUUUCUCAUAUGGCUAUGGUUCAUAGCCGUUUCUCAACCAAUACCUUUCCGUCAUGGUGUGGAGCUCAACCUCACCGGAUGAUUGCUCACAACGGGGAAAUCAAUACUUUGCGUGGAAACAUUAAUUUCAUGCAUGCUCGGGAAGGUGUGAUGAAAAGUCAUGUUUAUGGUGAUAAUCUUCAGAAACUUUAUCCUGUAGUAGAACGUAAUAUGUCGGAUUCGGGUAGUUUUGAUAAUGUAUUGGAAUUUUUGGUGCACGCUGGUAAUCGCUCAAUAGCUGAAGCUGCUAUGACGAUGGUUCCAGAAGCAUGGGAAAAUGAUGAGGAGAUGGCUCCAGAAAAACGAGCGUUUUAUAGAUGGGCAGCAAUGCUCAUGGAACCAUGGGAUGGACCAGCGUUAAUGACAUUUUCUGAUGGACGUUUCAUUGGAGCAAUUCUUGAUCGAAAUGGCUUAAGACCUGCUCGUUUUUACAUUACCAAAGAUGAGCACUUGUUUCUAGCUAGUGAAGUGGGUAUUGCUGAUUUAGAGGAGGAAAAUGUUAUACGAAAGGUUAGAUUUCACCAAAUUUUCACGCAUGUUUUGUAA